AGUCAAGUCAACGCGUCACACCGGAACGUGAUAAUCAAUAUAUCGGUCCCCCUAGCGCAUUAUACAAAUGGAUAAUUCGAUAUGAGUCUCGAUGCUCCCACCCUUGUCUAAACUUGUCAUGGACAGAACUUCAUCAGAUGAGUUUCUGCUGGGAGCAAGCUCUAAACAAGAUCCAUACGACGACCCAGACUCGGAGAGCCCUUUUAUUUCUACAUUCCGUGCUAGACCUAUGACACCCGCUAACAGUAGAAGGCGAACUUUCAGGACGCUUUGCACAGUUCUGGCAGCUGUUUCCUUGCUCAGCUUUGGAUUUGUCCUGCUCAAGCCCUUGAGCUAUCUUGACAUUGAGGAGGCGCCCAUGUAUCCGGCUACCUUUAACUCGCAGUUGUAUGUCCAAGGUCCGCCCACUCAACGCUUUCGAGAUAACCUUCGUAACGACACAAAGUACAUUACAUCGUGGAUUUCUGCGGGAUGGACGAAUGACGUGAUGACCUAUAAGCGUAUACCCAUAAUUGCGAAGUUCAUCCCUUCUCAUGUCGACAACAGUGCACCUCCAUUUGCUUUUGGGGAGGUCAUUGACAUUCCUCGGCUCAGCCAAGCCAUAGAGAGUCCUGUAAUUGAAUGGCACGAAGUAAAGGACUCGGAAAGCGAGGUUCUCGACGACCUUGGCUGUUGGAAUGUCUGGGAAAGCGUUCAAAAGCUGGAACCCCGUCCUCGGGAAAGUCCUUCCCUCGGUUUACUCAGGCUCGAUGUCUCAUGGACGCGAACCCCAGAUUGGGUCAAGCUGAGUCCUCCUGCCAUAGGAGACAACCAUGCUUCCUUUUGGUCACUUGCAACCCUUGCGUUUCCGGAGACUCGCUCAAACAGCCUGGAAUUAACGAACCGUCCUUCUCCACAGCAUCAGGUUUCCCUUCCCCCGGAUGAUCAGCUACUAUGCUUCGAUUACCUGUACUACGUAGGCGCCCAGAAUGCGUGGGAAUGGGAAUCGGACUAUUCUCCUGCAUGGAGAUUUGUAGGCCAACACAUGCACUGGAAUGCGAGCCUCGAAAGGCUUGCCGAUGAACAUGCUCGGCGCGCUAUGAAUGUGCCAAUUAAUGAACCAACACCACCCUAUAUAUCUAUCCAUAUACGGCACGGGGACUUCCGCAAUUACUGUAAUGAUCUGCCUUUGGAUCAGUGUUUUGCCUCGUUGCCUGUCAUUGCGCGCAGGGUGGCCGAGGCGCAAGAGGAGCUGCGCACACAAAAAAGUAUCGAGGUCACACAAGUUAUUAUGACGAGCGACGAGCGUGACCCGGAAUGGUGGUCGGGGGUCAGGGCAAUGGGCUGGACUUGGGUGGAUUAUGCAACAGAGCGGACAGAGGAGAUCUACGGAAAGUGGUAUCCAGUGUUCAUUGACGCUGUUAUUCAAUCAAAUGGAGCCGGCUUCGUCGGCACUCAUGGCUCCACAAUGACCACUCUAGCCCGUCGCAGAGUGGAGUCGUGGCAUGGUGGACCAACUCGAGUCGUCAAAUGGGGCUCGCCAAACGCUGAUGAUCACUGAUAUCUGAUCGGUGGAAUGGAAGAUGAUCUUGCGCCGUAGAUAUUAUUGGCUGGAAUGGAUCUUUAUCUUUGCAUUUUUAGACUUUGUAUCUAAGUCGAUCACAUGGACACACCUCAUGUACCAACGGACUAUAAUGCGCACAUUGUAUAGAGUACAGACGUG
Messenger RNA from Suillus subalutaceus, 1702 nucleotides. RefSeq lists its product as uncharacterized. Bases 92 to 1540 code for a protein of 482 amino acids. The record is from RefSeq and is a predicted model, not a curated record. Lineage: Eukaryota; Fungi; Basidiomycota; Agaricomycetes; Boletales; Suillaceae. The transcript is spliced from 7 exons.